Messenger RNA from Cynara cardunculus var. scolymus (artichoke), 1653 nucleotides. RefSeq names its product ATP synthase subunit beta, mitochondrial-like. NCBI's taxonomy places the organism in Eukaryota, Viridiplantae, Streptophyta, Magnoliopsida, Asterales, Asteraceae. The transcript is spliced from 9 exons. Gene Ontology annotation, biological process: proton motive force-driven mitochondrial ATP synthesis; proton transmembrane transport. The record is from RefSeq and is a predicted model, not a curated record. The coding region runs from base 1 to 1653 and encodes 550 amino acids. Gene Ontology annotation, molecular function: ATP binding; proton-transporting ATP synthase activity, rotational mechanism; ATP hydrolysis activity.
AUGGCUUCCCGGAGGCUUCUAUCCUCCCUUUUCCGGCGUCUCAAAUCACCCUCAAUCACAAAAUGCCACAACCCAACAAACCCACGUCCACGUUUCCGCCCUUCGCCGGCCGGAUUUCUGUUGAACCGUGCAUCGACAGCAGGAUACGCGACGGCUGCCGCCACAGCUCCGGCGUCUCCGAAAUCUUCACAGGCAGGCGGGAAAAUUACAGAUGAGCACAGCGGUAAAGGCGCCGUUGGUCAGGUAUGUCAGGUGAUCGGUGCGGUUGUGGAUGUACGGUUUGAAGAUGGGUUGCCACCGAUCAUGACGGCGUUGGAGGUGAUGGAUAAUCCGUUCAGACUAGUAUUAGAGGUGGCGCAACAUUUGGGUGAGAAUAUGGUGAGGACGAUCGCCAUGGAUGGAACUGAAGGUCUUGUUAGAGGCCAAAAAGUUCUCAACACCGGCUCUCCGAUCCUUAUUCCGGUUGGUCGGGCGACACUUGGUCGUAUCAUAAAUGUCAUCGGAGAAGCUAUCGACGAUAAAGGCGAUCUCAAAACGAGCCAUUAUCUUCCGAUUCAUCGUGAAGCUCCAUCUUUCGUUGAACAAGAAACCGAACAGCAGAUCCUCGAUACCGGAAUCAAAGUUGUGGAUCUUCUUGCUCCGUAUCAAAGAGGUGGGAAGAUCGGUUUGUUUGGUGGCGCCGGCGUCGGGAAGACGGUGCUGAUUAUGGAACUGAUCAACAAUGUCGCAAAGGCUCAUGGUGGUUUCUCGGUGUUUGCUGGUGUCGGUGAGCGUACUCGAGAAGGAAACGAUUUGUAUCGAGAAAUGAUCGAAAGCGGUGUCAUUAAGCUCGGAGACAAGCAGGCCGAAAGCAAGUGUGCGCUAGUGUACGGUCAAAUGAACGAGCCCCCUGGUGCUCGUGCUCGUGUCGGGCUCACGGGAUUGACAGUUGCCGAACACUUCCGUGAUGCGGAAGGGCAGGACGUGCUUUUGUUUGUCGACAACAUUUUCCGUUUCACUCAGGCAAACUCCGAGGUGUCUGCUUUGUUGGGUCGUAUUCCGUCUGCCGUCGGUUACCAACCAACGUUAGCUACGGAUCUUGGAGGCCUUCAGGAACGUAUUACUACGACCAAGAAAGGAUCCAUCACAUCCGUUCAAGCUAUUUACGUGCCUGCGGAUGAUUUGACUGAUCCGGCUCCCGCAACCACUUUCGCUCAUUUGGAUGCCACCACUGUGCUAUCUCGACAGAUUUCCGAGUUGGGAAUCUAUCCUGCGGUUGAUCCUUUGGAUUCGACAUCUAGAAUGCUUUCUCCUCAUGUUCUUGGCGAAGAGCAUUACAAGACUGCUCGUGGCGUACAAGAGGUUCUCCAGAACUACAAGAAUCUUCAAGAUAUUAUCGCCAUUCUAGGAAUGGACGAACUUAGUGAAGACGACAAACUCACUGUCUCACGUGCUCGCAAGAUCCAACGUUUCUUGAGUCAACCCUUCCACGUCGCAGAAGUGUUCACGGGCGCUCCUGGAAAGUACGUCGAGUUGAAAGAGAGCAUUGCGAGUUUCCAGGGCGUUCUUGAUGGAAAAUACGAUGAUCUCCCCGAACAGUCGUUUUAUAUGGUUGGAGGAAUUGACGAGGUGAUUGCUAAGGCUGCGAAAUUAGCGAAAGAAAAUGCUAGUUAG